Molecule: messenger RNA, 784 nt
Organism: Anopheles moucheti
Lineage: Eukaryota; Metazoa; Arthropoda; Insecta; Diptera; Culicidae
Product: transmembrane protein 222
Exons: 1
Coding region: 1-561 (186 amino acids)
Source: RefSeq, a predicted model, not a curated record
AUGUCCCUGCACAGCGAUACUUCCGAAGAUUUAUCGCGCAACUCUACCGAGAUGGGACUGCCUCCGAUCAAUUUUGUCGAUGACAAAUAUCCCUACUGCAUCGUCUGGACACCGAUCCCGGUUCUGACUUGGUUUUUCCCGUUUAUCGGUCACAUGGGUAUCGCUAUGUCGAACGGCGUUAUACGCGACUUUGCCGGACCAUAUUUCGUUUCCGAGGACAAUAUGGGCUUCGGACGACCAACGCGGUAUUUGCGCCUUCAUCCGGCGCACGCCUUCGGAGGAUCACAGAACUGGGACGAAUCGGUAAUCAAGGCGUCGGCCACGUACAGUGCGAGAAUGCAUAACCUGUUUUGCGACAACUGCCACUCGCACGUCGGAAUGGCAUUGGCGCUGAUGCGAUACAAGGAGUACAGCAACUGGAACAUGGUGGUGCUUGCAUUCUGGAUGUUUUUCAGAGGAAAGUACGUAGGCGUACGAGGAUUCAUCAAAACCUGGUUACCGUUUCUGAUCAUACUGACGAUUUGCGCGCUGGUCGCAAUGUACUCCAAGUGGACUAUCUAGUAAGUACAUUCGUAGAAAGAAAAGUCUGAUCGAUGCCCAACAUAUUACAUUUCAUUCCUUGGGAUCGUUUCUUUUCACCCCCGCCCGGAGGCUGAUAACUAAUUCAUUAGACAUAGGUGUACUGGAUGUGUAAAUCAAAUGAAUAUACGAAACCCAUUUACGACUCCUGCCAAACCACGCAGGAAAGCAGUAAUUUAUUAACAAAACAAGAAGUUUACAACGG